UGCAAUUAGUAAUGGACUUUUAUUUUUGCGGGCCCACUUCCUGUUUGCCCCAAACUCCGCUAGCUUAUUUAAAGCCACGCCUCCAGCGCGCAGUUUAAAGAUCCUCACCUGUUUCCACUGUGGCUGUGGCUUGUUGUUGGCGUCUUCUUCACGGAGUCAUCAAAAUCUUUAAGCCCACUGAUUUGAUUGCCUGGUGAGUUUAUUAUCUGAAAGCAGUGUUGCUUUUACAUGUGAAACUUUGGUUUGAUUGCUCAUUGGAGCGUUGUUUUAUUAGAAUUAUUGGCGUUGUUACCUGGAUGUCACCGGGGUUCUGGCACAGCUGAUUGUGGCUGGGCGUGCCCACUCUCUUGAUAAGGUCGGGUUUUUUUUUUCCGGUUGGAUCAGAUCCUCAUCAGGAUUUGAAGAUGGCGAGCUAAGGAAAAGAACUCUGAACUUAAUGAUUUUGCAAUUAAUUUAUUCUGGGUCAAUUGUCUUGUCUCAUUGUGUUGUUGUAAUUGUUGUUUUAUUCAAAUCACUUAAUAUAUAUUCACCAAAACUAAAAACACUGCCUCCUGUUUUCUCCACACCUCGGGCUCCUAAAAGAACACUCUUCUGAUGCUGCUUUGGUAGCCGCAGUUAGCUGCCUAGCCCAUAACUGUUACAUUGUUGGCGAGCUAGCCAGGAGCCUGAUACUGUGAAUGUUUUGGUGGAUGUGUUUUGUGGUUUGUAUUGAAAUAUGGAUUUCUUUGACCAAAUUGGUAUCAAUGUUGCAAAUUCUGUCAUCAUUAGUGGUGUAACGAACACUCAAGCAGAUGAUGAGAUCAUCAAUUAUUUACGUGGUUAUGGUGGAAUUAAGGUUUUUACUGUUACUGCACGUGAGAAUCCAUUUUAUAAAAACCUGGCCGUUGAAUUCAGUAAUUCUGCAGAUUUGGAAAAGCUAAAAUCGCUUUUGCCAUACGUUUAUCCAUCUCAGGUUACAGAAGAUGUUAUAUUUGUUGUUAAAUUACUUUCAAGAGAGUGCCCUGCCACAGCCACAGUGGACACAACCUUACCUCCCGAUUACCUUCAUGAACUGAAACGUAUUUCCCAGCAGAGUGGACAAUCAUUUGAUGAUGUUUUGAAAGGAGUUUUUGAACAAAUAAGUGCUCAUUUAGGAAUAGCAGCUACUGGAGGGAAGCCUGAUAAAGAUGAUGAAGGGGAUGAUGAGGAGGAGGAUAUUGUUAAAGUACUUACCACUGAAAGAGAGUCUAGUCAGACUCCGCCACCUACUCUUCCCUCAAAUCAAUCAGAUCAGUCCACCACCUACCAGCAAGGACCACAAACUCAACCAAAUCCAACUACAAAUGUGGGGCCGAGAAUUUUCCUUUCGGGGAAUGAUCUGAAUCCUUCUGAGGUCCAAAGGGUUGUUGUGGAACACAUUGUGCGCAGAGAUGAUGUAAAUCUUCAACCUCUGUCUUCAUUUAGACUACGUACCUUUUCAGGAAGACUUCCAAAACCUCAGCAUGAGGCAGAUUAUGAAUCCUGGAGGUCUCAAAUAGAACUUUUAAAUGCAGAUCCAAGUCUUGCACCCUUACAUGUUACAAGGCGGAUUUUGGAAGGUUUACUCCCUCCAGCUGCUGACCUAGUGAAGGGUUUGGGGCCUGAUGCCCUGCCUGCCACAUUUUUGCAGGUACUCGAUUCUGCAUAUGCUACUGUUGAGGAUGGAGAAGAAUUGUUUGCAAAAUUUUUAAACACACUUCAGGACCAUGGAGAACGACCUUCUUCUUAUCUGCAGAGACUCCAAUUGGCUCUCAGCACAGUGGUGAAGCGUGGUGGGAUUCCAGCCACUGAAAUGGACAAAUAUUUGUUAAAACAAUUUUGUAGAGGUUGCUGGGAUAAUAGUAUGAUAAACAAACUGCGACUAGAAAAGAAAAAAGAUCAACCACCUCCUUCUCAGAGCUUUUAUUAA
Gambusia affinis (western mosquitofish) is the source of this 1927-nucleotide messenger RNA. RefSeq lists its product as uncharacterized. The transcript is spliced from 2 exons. The coding region runs from base 716 to 1927 and encodes 403 amino acids. The record is from RefSeq and is a predicted model, not a curated record. NCBI's taxonomy places the organism in Eukaryota, Metazoa, Chordata, Actinopteri, Cyprinodontiformes, Poeciliidae.